Schistocerca gregaria is the source of this 1409-nucleotide messenger RNA. Its product is annotated as ankyrin repeat domain-containing protein 17-like. Bases 177 to 1364 code for a protein of 395 amino acids. The record is from RefSeq and is a predicted model, not a curated record. The transcript has 4 exons. Gene Ontology annotation, molecular function: protein binding. Lineage: Eukaryota; Metazoa; Arthropoda; Insecta; Orthoptera; Acrididae.
GACUGCUUUUGCCCGAACUGGCAACGCAGCACCGUGACGUCAGCGCUGGGUGCGGUAGCUUGGCCCAAACCUCCGCGCUGCGUAUUUACGGUUCAAUUCUGGCAGAGAAGACUGGCGGGAAGUGUGCAGUGAGUGUUCUCUCCUCCGCUACAACAAAACAGAUAGAAUCGUCCACAAUGGAAGCAGUUAAGGGCACUAAGGAGACAACGGCUGUGGGCAUCGGUGCCCUUCUGGACGCCGGGGACUGCGCCAUGGUGAUCUUGGUGGCCGGCGACACGCGGCUGGUGGUGCACAGAGCAGUCCUGGCAGACAGGAGCCCCAUGUUCGCUGCUAUGUUCAGGCAUGACACGCUGGAGGCCAGCAGCGGUAAGGUGAACAUUGAGGACGUAGGGGGGGCAGUGCUGCGCGAGUUGGUCUCGUACCUGUACACCCUGCAGGUCCCCCAGCUGCCCGGCAUGGCCCAGCACCUGCUGGUUGCAGCAGACAAGUACGGCGUGUCGAGGCUGAAGGCAGAGUGCGAGCGGCAGGUGGCCGCUCAGCUGACUGUCGAGACCGCGGCGGCCGCAGCUGUCCUCGCAGUCCGCCACUCCUGCAGUGACCUCAGGCACGCUACACUGGCGUUCAUUAAGACCUGUCCGUUCGAGGUGAUGGCCACUCAGGGGUGGGCAGAUGCGAUGCUCAAUCAGCCUAAAGACUUGAUUCAAGUCUGUCAAUUGCUUAAUGAUCCACCACCACAAACCAGUGUACCAGCUGCUACAUCGCUGAGGCCCACCACCACCACCACUACUGCUGCUGGUGCACCUUGCCAGUCUCCUGCCACGGCUGUGCUGCCCACAUAUCCUCCACUUGAUGAAGCCACUGUCUCUCAGAUGCGGAGCAUCUCUGCAGAGGAGAGAGAUGACAGGCUGUUCAGGGCAGCUGAUGGAGGGGCGGUGGAGGAGGUGAGGGUGCUGCUCGCCGCGGGUGCCAACGUCGAGGCAAGAGAGGGCGGGUGCGGGUGGGAGGGAACCCCCCUGCACUGUGCCGCACAGGAGGGACAUGUGGAGGUGGCGAGGUGCCUUCUGGACGCCGGUGCAGUGGUGGACGCCAGGGACGAGGACCAGCGCACACCUAUGCACUUUGCUGCAGAGAACGGCCACACGCUUGUUGUGCAGAUGCUGCUAGAGGCCUCCGCCGACCCCAACGCCACAGAUCUCACUGGGCGGACACCACUUCUCUGGGCGGCAUCGAGGGACCACACAGAUGUGGCGGCUUUGCUGCUCGCAGCAGGGGCUGAGAGAGGGAGCAGAACUGUUAAUGGGCGCACAGCCCUACAUUUCGCCAGGGGGAACAACAACAGAAGGCUCGUGGAGAUGCUGUCCUGAGCCAGCCCAGCAAUCUGCUUUGCAAUAAAACUCUUAUAACUCUUC